Molecule: messenger RNA, 2115 nt
Organism: Aureobasidium subglaciale EXF-2481
Lineage: Eukaryota; Fungi; Ascomycota; Dothideomycetes; Dothideales; Saccotheciaceae
Exons: 1
Coding region: 1-2115 (704 amino acids)
Molecular function (GO): catalytic activity
Source: RefSeq, a predicted model, not a curated record
AUGGAGCUGCCGUCAGCGCGGCCAUACGCCUUUAGAUUCCGACCAGAAUCCACCGCUGUGGUCAUCAUUGAUAUGCAGCGAGACUUCUUGGAUCGCGGUGGUUUUGGUGAACUGCAGUGUGGCAAUGCCGAAAUCUUUGAGAACGUUAGACAAAUUGUUCCGCAGACCAAAGAGGUCCUCAAGGCAGCUCGGAAACUCGGACUCCACGUCAUACACACCAGAGAAGGCCACACUCCCAAUCUCUCAGACUUGCCAGCAUCCAAACGUCUGAGACAGAAGGCUGCGCCCUCGGGUCACCAUCACAUCGGCAUCGGAGAUGAAGGGCCUAUGGGUCGUCUGCUGGUACAAGGAGAGUACGGCCACGAUAUUAUUGAUGAUCUCAAGCCAGUCCCUGGGGAGACUGUGAUCGAUAAGCCUGGUAAAGGCUCAUUUUGGAACACGACUCUGCACCGAUCGUUAUUGGCCAGAGGCAUCACGCAUCUUCUUAUUGCAGGUGUGACUACCGAGUGUUGUGUGAACACGACAUUUCGAGAGGCUUCUGACCGAGGUUUCGAGUGCUGCGUUCUCACCGACUGCACAUCAGGCUUUGAAGGAUCAUUUGUUGACAGCACAUUAAACAUGCUCUGCUCGUACGACGGUCUCUUCGGCUAUGUAUGCGCAUCCAAUGAGCUCCUUAACUAUGCUCACGACUCACAUCCCACUCCUCCAAGGACUCCGCCCGGCUUCCAGGGAGAUUUGUCUUUGGCAUCAUUACAGCGACAGUUCAAGAACAGGGAAAUCACUGUAGUAGAGGUCGCCAAAGAUGUAAGCAGGAGGGUCUCAGAAUAUCAGAAAAAGGACCCCGCUGUGUGGACAUACCUGCAGAGUGGCGAGAAGCUGUUGAAAGCGGCUCAAGCUCUUGAAGAGCGAUACAUGCAUCAGCCUCUUCCUCCACUCUACGGCAUACCUUUCGCAGUGAAGGAUAACAUUGACGUUGAGGGUAUCUUCACGACAGGGGCUUGCCAGCAGGCCUCGUAUAUGCCGAAGAAGUCCGCUAAGGUUGUCACUGCUCUGAUCCGUGCAGGCGCGCUUUUCAUUGGUAAGACCAAUCUUGAUCAACUUGCAGCGGGAUUGUCAGGAUGCAGAUCACCUUUUGGCUAUCCACGGAGUGUGUUUGAUCAUGAGAGAGUCUCCGGUGGCUCGUCAUCAGGGUCUGCAGUAGCGGUCGCGGCAGGUCUUGUGACAUUCGCCCUCGGCACUGAUACCGCCGGCUCAGGAAGAGUGCCCGCCGCGUUCAAUGGAAUCACUGGUUUCAAGCCAACCAGGAGUACCCUCUCAGCGGAGGGUCUGGUACCUGCCUGCAGAAGUUUGGACACAAUCUCCAUCUUGGCACUGACUGUCAUUGAAGCGAGGGUCGUGUGGCUUGUCGCGGAUGAAGGUCCAGAUAUGUCGGAUCCUUUCGCCAAGACUCAGCAAUCCCUGCCAUUGUGGCAUGUGGACUUCCGAGGUGUGAGAGAAGGAGGAUUCGUGUUCGGUGUGCCGCCCGCUAGUGCUUUGGCAAUUUGCACACCAACGUAUCGCAAGCACUUUGAUAUCGCUGUAGAGCGACUGGAGAGAUCUGGUGGUGUCCGAAAGGAAGUUGAAUGGACACCAUUUGAGGGUGGCAGUCAGCUGUUGUACAACGGCGCUCUCAUGAACGAGCGUGUACAAUGUGCCGAUCCCGAAUUUCUACUCAAUAACCAGCAGCACCUGCACCCGACAACACGCAAACUGUUCGAAGCAGCUAUGGGGAGAGAUCUAAAGCCAUGGGACGUCUAUCGCGAUCAGCAUCUGCAAGCGACCUACACUCGACAAGCUGCCCUCAUUUUCGAGGAGAUUGAUGUGCUUCUUGUGCCUACGACGACAUGCCAUCCAACAGUGGCAGAAAUGGAGAGCGACCCAAUUACCUUGAACGCAAAGCUCGGAGAAUUCACACAUUUUGCUAAUGUCUUGGACUUGUGCGGUAUUGCGGUGCCUGCAAGCUGCUACGAGGAGAACGCGGCAGAGCCAUUACCGUUUGGUGUAACACUCAUUGGGGCAUCAGGAACAGACGGAAAGGUGUUUGAUAUAGCUAAAGUCUUUGAGGAAACGGCAUGA